Trypanosoma rangeli is the source of this 2868-nucleotide messenger RNA. RefSeq names its product putative calpain-like cysteine peptidase. The record is from RefSeq and is a predicted model, not a curated record. Gene Ontology annotation, biological process: proteolysis. Gene Ontology annotation, molecular function: calcium-dependent cysteine-type endopeptidase activity. Lineage: Eukaryota; Euglenozoa; Kinetoplastea; Trypanosomatida; Trypanosomatidae. Gene Ontology annotation, cellular component: cytoplasm. The transcript has a single exon. The coding region runs from base 1 to 2868 and encodes 955 amino acids.
AUGAGCUCGCACGCGACAAGAAGCUGGCGGACCGGGCGUUUCUCGACCCGGCGCCGGAGGGCGUGCCCCUGCGAGCUUCCGCUGGACGACGACAAGGACUUCGUUGCGAUGGAGCAGGAGCGCAAGCGGCUGCUGGAGGACCCGCGCCGGAAUGCGAAAGAAAUCGCUGCACUGGAGGAAGAGAUGAAUCGUCGUGCGCUUGUUUUGAGUAGAGGUUUAUUUUCUGAGGAACGUGUGUACGCGGACCAGGCUCGAAUUGGGGUUGCUUUUGCCCCUUCGGCGUUUAGUAGUGAUGAAGACAUGAUUGUGUUUGAGGGCAAUCCCACGGAGGGGUUCAUGGAAUCAUGUGAUGGGAGUGCAGUGCAUGUUGUCGGGAUUGAGAAGCGUGAUGCCAAACGUGUUGGUUUUUCGGUGGCUGAUUUUCGUGAUAGGUUGGCGGAAUUUAUUGAUUCGAAUCCUGAGGGUAUCCCGUUGAAUGAGUUGGAGUUGGAUGGGGACGUGGAAUUUUGUGAAAUGGUGGAGGUUUUAUUUGAAUUGCUGCAGAGUCCCCAGCGGAACACAGAGGCCAUUAAGGAUCAGCAGUAUGCCAUGAAUAACUACGUGCAUGAUCUGGCGUUGGAUGUGCUGCGGCGGGACAGGGGAUAUCUUAUUCUACAACCGCAGGGCGUACCCGUAGCGGACCUCCCUCUGGAUGACCCAGUGUUUCAUGAGAUGGAGCUGCAGCGGCGUAAUCUGAGGAAAGAACCGGAAAAGAAUGCAGCAAGAAUAGCCGAGUUGGAAGACAAGCUAAACGGUCGCGCGGAUGAGCUUGCCAGGCUUCUCCGUGUGAGGGAGAGAGUAUUUCUGGAAGAGGAGACGAAUGGUGUGCCACUAGAGUGCCUUCCAUUAAAUGAAGAUCCGGUGCUGCAUGGACUGGAGACGCGCCACAGGAAGCUGUUGCGGGCGACGCCUAGGAACGAUGUGGCUAUUCGUAGUAUUGAAGAGACUAUCGUGCAACGUGUGCGUGAGUUGGCUUUUCAGUACCGCGGGUGGCAGGAUGAGGAAUUCCAUGAGGCGAAUAAACACAUGGCAGAGGAGUGGCCACGCAUCUGUCAGCUCUACCCAGAGGGUGUCCGUGACUCAGUGGUGCCGGAGAAAAAGCUUCCAUCGCACGUUAUUUCUGCACCUUGUGAACUGGGUUAUUUAGCUCCAUUCAUUGCCGCUAUGAGUCAGUACCCUGCGCUUAUUGACCGUCUGUUUGAGACAAAGUUGCAUCCUCCAAACGGUCCAUAUACUUGCGUCUUUUAUGAUUCUAACAGUAUUCCAGUGCGCGUGGACAUUGAUGAUCGUGUUCCUGUGGAUGCAAACAUGGAGCCGAAGUUUACACGAGUUCCAAAGCACUCGUGGUACCCCCUCUUGCUGGAGAAGGCCUACGCGAAAUUUGUUGGCGGAUACUCACGGCUUGACCAGUGCACACCCCAUGAAACGUUGCGUGACUUAACAGGCUGCCCAGUGACACACAUUCCGUUCGAGGAAAAACGUGCGGAAGGGUUAAAGAUGGGUGAUUUCCGUUCCGUGAAUUUCUGGCGUGGCAUACACGCUGAUUUUUCAAGGGGUGAUAUUAUUACAGCGAUGUCCACGAAGUUUGUUCCAGAUGGCAUUCAUCCGCAGUGCUGUUACGGCGUCUUUGGGAUUAUUGAAACUGCUGGGGAGUCAAGUGACCCGGCGGACGUUGUUGUGAAGCUACACAACUGUUACUUUGAUGCGCCAACUUACAAUGGCCCGCUCAACCGAGAGGACCCGCGCUGGACAGCUGAGCUAAGGAAAAUUUGCGGUUUUAACCCGACAGAGGAGGAGUUUUUGUACUUGCCAGUGCCCGUAUUUUUGCGUAAUUUCUCCAGCAUGCAGCGAUGCCACAUUAACUGCGGUGACCGCCUCAGUGCUUCUGGGGAGUGGGACAAAAAUUCAUGUGGGGGAAAUCCGAAGUUCACAACUUUUCGGAGCAAUCCGAUUUAUUUGGUGGAGAAUAAGUCUACGCGUCCGGUGCGAAUUCUGGCCGAGCUGUGCCACACGGCACCUGUUUUUUAUGAUGCCGACGGUAUCGGUCACUACCACCAGACAGGCUUGGCGCUUUUGCAGCAUCACGAGUCCGUGUCUGUGGUGAGUGGAAUGAUUACGAAUUCAACGCACAAGUUUGUUCAGAAGGGCAUUUUGUUGGAUACGCGGGAAGUGUGUUCACGGAUGGAGGUUCCACCGCGGUCGGCGUGUAUUCUUGUUCCCUACACGAUGAAGCGCGGCUGCCUGGGCAAGUUUGGCCUCUCUAUUUAUCCUGGAAACUCGGGUGUGACGUUGAUGCCAUUGAGCCCGCUCCAUGCCACGCACAGCACCUGUGAGGUGGAGGUGAUUCUUACGCCAGGCAACCGUGAGGGGAAACGCAUUGACUUUGCGGUUAGCGAGGCCUGCGACGUGCACCUGCUGCUUCGCCAGAAGAAAAUCACAGAUCCGGCGUCCAUUAAAAAGGGAGACGCGCUCGCCGAGGACGACGUGAUGAUGAUGGUGUACGACGCACACACGACGCGUUUGGCGACGACCGGUGAUGCGACGAGCGCACGCGAGCACUCGCUUGUGCUACAGCUGCCUCUCUCGGGGCGGUAUUCUGUUUUACUGGGCUGUCCAAACAGACCCGUGACGGGCGACUGCCCGUGUUCGCUUUUCAUUUACACCCCACGGUGGGUCACCACAAGGAUCUUGCCACCCCCAAAAGGUGGAGCUCCGGCGGUAGUGUCGUUUGUGCCGCCUCCUCACUCCAUCCGGAGCGCCCCGCCGCAGGCAAGCAGAAAUGGAAACGGCAACGGCGCUACGGGCGUCGCGAGCGCAGCAGUGGGUUAG